Molecule: messenger RNA, 996 nt
Organism: Chanos chanos (milkfish)
Lineage: Eukaryota; Metazoa; Chordata; Actinopteri; Gonorynchiformes; Chanidae
Gene: cacng2a
Product: calcium channel, voltage-dependent, gamma subunit 2a
Exons: 4
Coding region: 1-996 (331 amino acids)
Biological process (GO): regulation of AMPA receptor activity; neurotransmitter receptor transport, postsynaptic endosome to lysosome; neurotransmitter receptor internalization
Cellular component (GO): AMPA glutamate receptor complex; postsynaptic density membrane; voltage-gated calcium channel complex
Molecular function (GO): channel regulator activity; voltage-gated calcium channel activity
Source: RefSeq, a predicted model, not a curated record
AUGGAAUGCGGAAACAUGGGCGUGUUUGACCGCGGAGUUCAGAUGUUACUGACCACGGUGGGCGCGUUUGCAGCCUUCAGCCUUAUGACCAUCGCGGUGGGCACGGACUACUGGUUGUACUCGCGCGGCGUGUGUAAAAUCAAGACCAACAACGAGAACGAGACGAGUAAGAAAAACGAGGAAGUUAUGACCCAUUCAGGACUAUGGAGGACAUGUUGCUUGGAAGGAAAUUUUAAAGGAUUGUGUAAACAGAUCGAUCAUUUUCCAGAAGAUGCAGAUUACGAGGCAGAUGCCUCAGAGUACUUCUUACGUGCUGUACGAGCAUCAAGUAUUUUCCCUAUACUCAGUGUCAUUCUGCUCUUCACUGGAGGUCUGUGUAUAGCCGCCAGCGAAUUCUAUAAGUCACGCCACAACAUCAUCCUCAGUGCCGGUAUCCUCUUUGUUUCUGCAGGUCUCAGUAACAUCAUCGGCAUGAUUGUGUACAUAUCAGCGAAUGCAGGGGACCCCUCCAAAAGUGACUCCAAGAAGAACAGUUACUCGUAUGGCUGGAGCUUUUACUUUGGUGCUCUGUCCUUUAUUAUGUCGGAGAUGGUUGGAGUGCUGGCUGUGCACAUGUUCAUUGAUCGGCACAGGGAGCUGCGACUUGGGCCUCGAACAGCUGAUUAUCUGCAGGGUUCAGCCAUUACUCGCAUUCCCAGCUAUCGAUACCGCUACCGCCGGCGCUCCCGCUCCUCCUCCCGCUCCACAGACCCCUCCCACUCCGGCGAGACCUCACCGGUGGGCCUGAAAGGCUUUGGGGCGCUGCCCUCGACGGAGAUCUCCAUGUACACGCUGACCCGUGGAGGGGACCCACUCAAAACAAGCCAUGGUACGCCCACUGCAACCUACAACUCAGAGAGAGACCACAACUUCCUGCAGGUCCACAACUGUGUUCAGAAGGAGCUGAAAGACUCUUCCCAUAGCAGCACAGCCAAUCGCCGCACCACUCCAGUAUGA